AUGGCCGAUAUCACGACUAACCACACGCCCGGCGCAUUGGAGGAUUUACUCGGCCCUUCGAAUCUCGAGCGACUUUCUGAGCUUUCAGAUAAGUUACAGCAAACCCUUCAAACAAGCGUAGCGGAUGUCUCUUCCUCUUUAGCUGCCGCCAACGAUGAGGACCUCCAUGAUGCCGUCCUUCUAGCAGUUGGUUAUCUCUCUUCAAAAGCGCAAGAUGAUCUGGAAAACGCUCAUUUGGAAGAACUUGUCAGGAGCCUUGGUGAAAAAGUGAUCAUAUUAGGGACAGACAAAGAACAGUCAGACCUUAUCACAGAAGCAGCCGUUGCUGGCAUUGCUAUUGCUUCUUCAACCCACUCACUGGCUUUAGGCACGGAUGUUCUGAUAAAGCUGACUGCUGUUACGGAUUCCCAAGAUCCAUGCACAAAUGAUAUCGCUGCGUCAACAGCCACAAGGACUUUGACUGAGCAGAUCUCAGCUCAGAAACUGCCAGGGUUCAUCGGUAAUGACAUACUCCAAAACACUUUGAAGCCACUAUUUGUAAAAGCUUCAUCUAGAAUCACAGCUUCAGGAAGACCCUACCAGUAUGCCACAGUAGAUGAUCGGUCACAGACAUUUUCAGAAGUACAGUCGUGGAGAAGCCAAGCUCCCUGGGCGGAGGCCACGAUACAAUGGGCUGUCAACGCAUCAACCGAAUCAACUAUCAAAGAGCAUUGGCCUUUGUUUAUGCCAGCCUUGUUAGCGCUUGUGGAAGACCAGGCGAUCGAGGUCAAAGCAAAAGGCUUGAGAGUCUUGGCUGUCUUUGUGGAAAAGUGUCCAGCUCAAGUACUGCAAGGCAGAGGCAUAGGACGUGUCUUCGCAGACGUCACAUUCCCCCUCCUCCUCUACCUCCCCAGUGUUACCCCAGAGGCUGAAUCUAUAACCAUCCUUAACCCGGCUUACGACGUGCUCAUCAAGCUGGCAGAGCGCACUGGAAGCCAGGGCAACCCUGAGCGUCGCAGAUUUCUCGACAAGAUCCUUCGAGAUGGGGUUUUUGCUGGUCACCAUCAUGCUUCACAGUACACGCGUAUAGUACAGGUCAUCGUGCAAAACGCCGCAGCGGUGGUCAAUUGCAUGGGUAUCUAUUCAAUUAAGCACCUUUCGGCUCUUCUCUCAAUGUCGUCGUCCAUCAUGACAGACCCUUUUGCAGUCUCGUAUCCUCCAACUCUCUUAGCAACAACGCAGCUAGUUGGUGCGAUAAUCGGCAACGCAUGGCCUCGAGUCCGAGAGCCUGAACAUAUGGAAAAUGUUAUUCGAAUCCUAUCGUUGUGCUGGCUCAACACCUUGGAAGAGAUCGAAGACAGUGUGUCUCAAGACCAGAAAGAGGGGCUUCAAGCUGUAUCUCAAGAACUGACAAGCAAGGCCAAAGCUUUGAAGGCACUUUGGACCGAGGAUGCUUCUAAACGGCCAUCAGAUCUCGAUGAAGCGUUGAAAAAAGAACCAAAACUAGCAAGACUGUUUUCUACCGCCUCAGCUUGA
Messenger RNA from Fusarium venenatum, 1515 nucleotides. NCBI's taxonomy places the organism in Eukaryota, Fungi, Ascomycota, Sordariomycetes, Hypocreales, Nectriaceae. The record is from RefSeq and is a predicted model, not a curated record.